Messenger RNA from Oikopleura dioica, 540 nucleotides. Lineage: Eukaryota; Metazoa; Chordata; Appendicularia; Copelata; Oikopleuridae. The record is from the annotation of a GenBank genome assembly.
AUGGUUAUCACGCGAUCUGCUCGGAAUCGAAGAAUUCAAAAGGCCUUGAGGGCUGCGGCAUCUCAGCUUAGAAUCGCCAAGCUCCUUGCGCUUGGCGGCGAUGAAGACGUUGAGCAGGCUCGAGCUCGGGACAAUGAAGAAAUUCAAGAAGUUCCAUCGGAAGAGUUCAAUGCUCAAUCAUCUACCCCUGCGCCGCAAAGAGCAGCUGCCGAGGAAUGCGGGGAAAAAACAAAAAAGAAGGGAUUCUUUUCCAAGAUGCCCCAGCUUCUUAAAAAAAAGCCCACGCCAAAGUUUGACAUUUUCGAUAAUGAUCAACUUGGCCUUGCGUGUGGAUUCGAUGAAAUCUGCAAGGGGCUGUCUACUCAAGAAAGGCGAGCCGUAGAAAAAGAGAUCUUCCGGCUUCAAGGUCUUUUGGAGAAGGAACGAGAUUUUCUUUGGCACGAUUUACACGCGCAAAGAGUAAUCGUGCACAUUCGAACAAAGAGCGGCCGCAGUAUAAUUAUCAAAGGCCGAGGCUGGACAAGUGAAUACGAACAGUAA